AUGAAUACCUCACUCGUCCUCCCCGCGCGAUCCCUCCUCAGCCUCGGCCUGCGCGCAACAUGCCGCCGCGCCGCAACCUCCUCCUCACCAUUCCGACUCCUCUCGACCUUCUCCGCCCCCCGCGUCACGAGGUCAUCAUGGUCACCGAUCCAUCGUAACCUCUGGCCCUCGCCCGCAGCGAGGGCGACGCAACCCCGCUACGCCUCCUCCUCCUCGUCCGCCAAAUCCACAAUCAUCCGCGAAUACGAAGACCUCCCCGCAGACUACAGAGACAAGAUCGGCCUCCCCUUCCGCGAGAAGGACCUCACCGCGGCCGAGGUCAAGGCCGUCUUCGGCCCCGCGAUCAAGCCCAACGCCGCCAACCGCCUCCUCAGAAUCCUCCACGGCCGACGCGUCGCCGGAACCCUCGACGACCCGAUCUUCACCGUAAACACCGCCUCCUUCCGCCCCGAGCAGCGCGCCGCCGCGCUCGAGUACCUCCGCGACAACGUCCCCGUCGACGAGAUCCUCAACGCCGGCCUGCGCGCCGAGGACGAGCUCGCGCAGCUGGAGAAGGAAAUCGCCGACCAGGCCGACGGCGACGCUGCCGCCGACACCGACUCGGCCAAAACAUCUCUCAGAAACAGCGACAAGGACAACGCUCCCGAGGAGGUCAAACCGGACCCGGUGUACGGCUACAGCGUCAUGGACGCCAUCCGCGCCAAGAACCAGGCCAAGGCCCGUGAGGAAGAAGCCCGUCUCGCGCGCGAGGCCGCAGAGAAGGGCCUUCCCCCGCCCGUGCCCGGCGGCGCCGUCGCCACGGUCCCCAUCAAGCGGCCGCCCAUGAGCCCGCGCAUGCAAAAGUGGCAGGAGCAGGGCCAACUCACCUCGAACCUCGACGCCCCGCCGGAGCUCACCUUCUUCGAGCGCCUGCUGCCCUCCUACGCCGUCGUCGCGCUGCUCGUCGGCGCCCUCGCCGCCGCCGCCAUGGUCUACUCCCCGCCCCACGAGACCGAGCGCCUGUACCCCGAGGUCUCCGCCUCCACGGCGACCGUCGGCUUCCUCAUUGGCCUCAACGCCCUCGUCUACGCCGCGUGGCACGUCCCGCCGCUGUGGGGCUUCCUUAACCGCUACUUCAUCAUGGUGCACGGCAUGCCGCGCGCCGUGACGAUGCUGACGGCCAACUUCUCGCACGCAACGCUGAGCCAUCUCGCGACCAACAUGGUCGGCCUGUGGUUCGUCGGCACCGCGCUGCACGACGAGGUCGGCCGCGCGAAUUUCCUGGCGAUAUACAUGGCCUCCGGCGCGCUCGGCCUGCUCGGCAGCCUGACCAUCUACACGCUGCGGGGUAUCCUGACGGUGUCGACGGUCGGCGCGUCGGGCGCGGUGUUCGGCACGGCGACGGCGUACUUUUGGAUGCACCGCUUCGACACGUUCAAGAUCUUGGGCUUCCCGCCGGACCCGAUGAACGGGCCGCAGGGAUUGGGAUUCCUGGCGGUGCUCCUCGGUGUGCACAUCGCCGCGCUGUUCCGGAGGGGUAAGCAGACGGUCGACCUGACGAGCCAUUUGUGUGGAAUGUUGGCUGGGUUGAUUGGCAUUGAGCUUGUUACCGGCAGGAAGGAGGUUCCCAAGGCGAGGGAGGAUCUCGUGAAAGAUGCCCCGCCGAGGGAGGAUGGGGAUGAGGAUGUGAAGGCGUGA
Colletotrichum aenigma is the source of this 1677-nucleotide messenger RNA. Its product is annotated as Rhomboid protein 1. Bases 1 to 1677 code for a protein of 558 amino acids. The transcript has a single exon. Gene Ontology annotation, cellular component: membrane. Gene Ontology annotation, molecular function: serine-type endopeptidase activity. The record is from RefSeq and is a predicted model, not a curated record. NCBI's taxonomy places the organism in Eukaryota, Fungi, Ascomycota, Sordariomycetes, Glomerellales, Glomerellaceae.